This is a messenger RNA of Merops nubicus (carmine bee-eater), 519 nucleotides long. RefSeq names its product mannose phosphate isomerase (gene MPI). The transcript has 3 exons. The record is from RefSeq and is a predicted model, not a curated record. Gene Ontology annotation, cellular component: cytosol. Gene Ontology annotation, biological process: GDP-mannose biosynthetic process. Gene Ontology annotation, molecular function: mannose-6-phosphate isomerase activity. NCBI's taxonomy places the organism in Eukaryota, Metazoa, Chordata, Aves, Coraciiformes, Meropidae. The annotation marks the transcript as partial.
UUCACCAUUUAUUUCCUCAACCUGGUGAGGCUGGAGCCCGGGGAGGCCAUGUACCUGGGGGCCAACGAGCCCCACGCCUACCUGCAUGGAGACUGCGUGGAGUGCAUGGCAUGCUCGGAUAACACUGUGCGUGCCGGGCUCACCCCCAAAUUCAUCGACGUCCUCACCCUGUGCGAGAUGCUCAACUACACACCGGCGCCCAGCAGCUCCAAGAUCUUCCCGGCUGCUCAGAGCCAGCUUGACCCCAGCAUCUACCUCUAUGACCCGCCUGUGCCAGACUUUGCCAUCAUGAGGAUAGAGAUACCUGCCUCCAUCAAGCUGUACCUGGUCUCCGCUGUGGACUCUGCCAGCAUCUUGCUGGUGAUCCAAGGGACGGCCGUGGGCACCUCCACAGCCGCAGCCUCUGAAAUGACCCUGCGUCGUGGCUCCGUGCUCUUCAUCUCUGCUAACGAGAGCAUCUCCCUCCACCUCUCCUCGCCGGAUGGGAUGCUGCUUUUCCGAGCCUGCUGCCUCCUCUGA